Messenger RNA from Laetiporus sulphureus 93-53, 1047 nucleotides. Its product is annotated as sphingosine hydroxylase. The transcript is spliced from 2 exons. Bases 1 to 1047 code for a protein of 348 amino acids. Lineage: Eukaryota; Fungi; Basidiomycota; Agaricomycetes; Polyporales; Laetiporaceae. Gene Ontology annotation, molecular function: oxidoreductase activity; iron ion binding. The record is from RefSeq and is a predicted model, not a curated record. Gene Ontology annotation, biological process: lipid biosynthetic process.
AUGCAUGGAUACCUGCAUACCACAGUGAAUGUCACUCAGGAGCCGUUCACGCUCAGCCCCUCUCAGAUGCAAUACGUCUCGACGACGCAGCCUUUCUACUAUUCGCCCCGCGCGAACCUUGUUGACUGGAUGCCGGACCGCUACUUCGCGCUCGCAGUGCCCGUCGUGGCGUACUGGCUCUCCUCGCUUACCUUCCACAUGAUGGACACCUCCGACUGGAAGUGGCUCGAGAAAUACCGUAUCCACGACUCAGCCGAGGUCAAAACGCGGAACCUGGUUACGCGUUGGCAGGUCAUCAAAGCCGUCCUGCUGCAGCAGGUCGUGCAGACCAUCAUUGGUAUUUUCUGGAUGGAGGAGACAGUGUCGGGCGCGGGCGUCGACCAUGUCGGCAACAUGCUGCGGUUGGGACCCUCGUUGGCGCGUGUGCUGACUUGGACGGUCGGCGAGAAGACGGGCGGACGGUUGCUUGACACGGACGGAGGGGUGUUGCUGUACUACCUGUAUUGGUGGGCACUCCCCGCUGCCCGAUUUAUCUUCGGCAUGUUCAUCAUCGACACUUGGCAGUACUUCCUCCACCGCGCGAUGCACAUGAACUCGUGGCUGUAUAAGCAGUUCCACUCUGUACAUCAUAGACUGUACGUGCCGUAUGCUUUCGGCGCUCUGUACAAUCACCCGCUAGAGGGGCUGCUUUUGGACACGCUGAGCGGUGGCCUUGCGGAGCUGAUCUCUGGCAUGACGACGCGGGAGGCCAUCGUCCUAUUCGCUGUGUCGACGCUGAAGACGGUGGACGAUCACUGCGGCUACAAGAUGCCCUUCGAUCCGCUGCAGGUCAUCACUAGCAACAAUGCAGACUACCACGACAUCCAUCACCAGGCAAGUUUGUUGCCUAAUGCCCGCAGCAGCGCUCUGAUGUUCUAUGUGCAGGUUAUCGGCAUAAAGUCGAACUUUGCCCAGCCUUUCUUCGUUCAUUGGGACACUAUCCUUAGAACGCGCAUGACGCGCAAGGAUAUCGAGAUGCGCCGUCAGCAACAGAAGAAGUCCUUGUAG